AUGGAGGGUGGUGGUGGUUCUAUUGCUUCUUUGUGCCCCAUGAUGAUGAUGAUGAUGCCGCCUUCUAGCAACGACCAAGACAACAACAAUAGCAAUCAGAAUAACAACCCCGGUUCAGGCGAGGCUUCCGCAGGUUAUUUCAUGGAUAACAACAACAAUGGCGGCGGCGGCGGCGGUGGCGGUGGGGAGGAGGGGAAGUGUUCUUCUUCUUCUUCUUCUGUGAAGGCCAAGAUCAUGGCGCAUCCUCACUACCACCGCCUCCUGGCCGCCUAUCUCAACUGCCAGAAGAUUGGAGCUCCUCCGGAGGUGGUGGCCAGGUUGGAGGAAGCUUGCGCCUCCAUGGCCGCCAUGGGCCGUACCGGCGGCAGCUGUCUCGGUGAAGAUCCGGCGCUUGACCAGUUCAUGGAGGCUUACUGUGAAAUGCUCACAAAAUAUGAACAAGAACUCUCCAAACCCUUCAAGGAAGCCAUGCUUUUCCUCUCAAGGAUUGAAUCCCAGUUCAAGGCUCUCACCCUUCCUUGUUCCUCUGAAUCUGCAGGUGCUGAUGCAAUGGACAGAAAUGUUUCGUCUGAAGAGGAGGUUGAUGUGACGACGGGUUUCAUAGACCCUCAGGUAGAAGACCGGGAACUGAAAGGUCAACUUCUGCGCAAAUACAGUGGAUACCUGGGAAGCCUCAAGCAAGAGUUCAUGAAGAAGAGAAAGAAGGGGAAGCUCCCCAAGGAAGCCAGACAACAAUUGCUCGAUUGGUGGACCCGACAUUACAAAUGGCCAUAUCCUUCGGAAUCCCAGAAGCUGGCACUUGCUGAAUCUACGGGACUAGACCAGAAGCAAAUCAAUAACUGGUUUAUCAACCAGAGGAAGCGCCACUGGAAGCCCUCGGAAGACAUGCAGUUUGUGGUUAUGGACACCGCUCAUCCCCAUUACUACAUGGACAACGUGCUUGGCAAUCCUUUCUCGAUGGAUAUCACACCAACUCUCCUUUGAGCCCGAAGAGGAAUGCUCGAGGAGCUGAGGUUGCUGCGCGUGCUGUUUGGGUUUGUGAUAUUAAAUUACUCCGUUAUAUAUAUUAUAUUAUAUGUAAGUAGGGUUGCAUGCUUCCUAUAUCUAUCUGUAUCUGUCAGCCAUUGCAUACUACCUGGUAUGCUUGUAUUGUGCAUUGCUAUCAACCUAAACAUUUGACUCGGUUCUAUAUUCAACUAGAUGGUAUAAUAAUUAUAGUUGCUGGGGUAUAUUUUUUACCAGUUUGGUA
This is a messenger RNA of Ipomoea nil (Japanese morning glory), 1249 nucleotides long. Its product is annotated as homeobox protein knotted-1-like LET6. Gene Ontology annotation, cellular component: nucleus. Gene Ontology annotation, molecular function: DNA binding; DNA-binding transcription factor activity, RNA polymerase II-specific. The transcript has 4 exons. Gene Ontology annotation, biological process: regulation of DNA-templated transcription. NCBI's taxonomy places the organism in Eukaryota, Viridiplantae, Streptophyta, Magnoliopsida, Solanales, Convolvulaceae. The record is from RefSeq and is a predicted model, not a curated record. Bases 1 to 984 code for a protein of 327 amino acids.